AGCUAAACAAGCAUUUUAAUACAUUUCCAGUGCGCUAAGAUACUAGACUAUUAGUGCAGGAAUUCGCAAAUAUAAACGGCUAGGACGUCGUUACAUGUGCUGUCAGUCCUAAAGAUCAUAUCAAAUAAUGAAGAAACUAUAUGAUUAGCCAGGUAUAACAAGGCAAGUGCUUCGACAACAAGCGCUGUUUAGUUAGCUGGCAACGAUGCUUGACAGUAUUUGCUCAAUAUGGUUUUGGUUUGGUUCGAAUCGGCCGGGUUUCUUCCUCGGAACAACGUGUAUGUUAACUAUGAUGGUGCUGAUGUGGCUAGGUGACAUUCCAGCCAGCCUCAGUAUAGGCCCUGGUGGACAAUUUCCAGGGUACCGAGAUUUGUCUCUCUACACCUUCAGUCAUGAGGAGCUGCCGUCUCUUCUCUAUAAUGCAGCUCUCCUACUUUUGCUUGGACCAUGCCAGGAGAGACGCUGGGGCACAGUGGCAUUCCUUAGCCUCACUCUCCUCUCGAUAACCCUCCUGCCUGCACUGUAUGCUAUCAUACUUUUCAUCAGUGGGGGUGAAGCUAGUCGUGUUUGUGGUUCCUCUUCCACCAUACUGGCUCUGUUUACAGCCCAGUGUCAUCAGGUGACCCAGAGGAGGCUGCUGAGAUGUAUACCUGUUUGGUUCCUUCCCUGGCUGCUCUUACUCCUCAAUCUGGUGUUGCUUCCUAGCACACCUGGACUGUUCCACUUCUGUGCCAUACUGAUUGGACAUAACUAUCGUCCGUCCUUUAUUGGAGUUUUGCAGAAAGUGGAGGAAUUUGGGAUUUUUCUAAUGUUUCCUCCUUGGCUCUACGUGCCUUACUACUCCAGGUUCAGGCUUCCCACCUACAGUACCUCACAGAGAUCUGGGACGUUCCCUCAGGCAGCUCCUUAUAACAGGCUCCCUGCGGAUGCCCUUCCACCCAUGAACCCAAGGCCCUGGCCAUUGGCUGUUCCUCAUUGGCCACUGGACAGGUCUGCAGCAUUGUCAGAGGCCCAGUUACUGGAAGAGCAGAUGCUUAGGGCAGGAAUACUGGCAUCCUUACAGGAUGUCCCUGAGGAGACAGGGGCCAAAGUGGAGGUUCCGAAGUCGUCAGUGUCCUCUCUGAGGCUUCAGCAGCUGGAGAAGAUGGGGUUUCCUACAGAUAAAGCUGUGGUGGCGUUGGCUGCCACUAAACAGCUAGAUGGCGCCAUCGCUCUGCUCAUUGAUGAUAGAGUUGGGGAAGAGGCUGUUAUGACAUCUAAAGGGAAGAGCCUCCUGCCACAGAGGAAUUUCUCUGGCCUGUCAGACCAGCACAUGGAUGCCAACUAGAAUCUUGGAAUUGAUGUGUGAUUUAGCAUGAUGUUGUUGUUAUUUGCUUGGGUUUUGCUGAGCUGAACUUGUUAGUGUGUACCCUGUGGGCUAAAAGAAUGGAUGGUGUACCCAAAUACAUUUUCAUUAUUAAAAGAGAACAAUGGGCCUGUUAAAAAACACAAUUGUUUAUUAUACCAACCAUUUAGGGGAUGUUUAAACACAAUAUCACAAGCAAUUUCAAAUACGCCCAAAAUGUAAUGUACAUAUUGUUCAAUUUUAUUGGUAAAAUAAAAAAAACAUUUCACAACAUUUCUAGUCCAAGAUAAAAGAUAACAAAUGAUAAAGGAAGUCUUUUUUUUUUUGUAUGACAGAAGUCCGUCUAAAUAAAAAGAAUG
This is a messenger RNA of Esox lucius (northern pike), 1704 nucleotides long. It is a transcript of the gene rhbdd3, whose product is annotated as rhomboid domain containing 3. The coding region runs from base 206 to 1327 and encodes 373 amino acids. Gene Ontology annotation, cellular component: membrane. Gene Ontology annotation, molecular function: protein binding; serine-type endopeptidase activity. Lineage: Eukaryota; Metazoa; Chordata; Actinopteri; Esociformes; Esocidae. The record is from RefSeq and is a predicted model, not a curated record. The transcript is spliced from 5 exons.